GUGUGUCACCUACACGGGUCGUGCAGCCUGCGUUCAAGAUGGCGCUGAACUUGUGCCGAGAAAGACGGCGAUCGAGCGUCUGAACGGCGGCGAGGAGAGAGAGAGAGGCGCACGGGCACAUUCGUGUGUUCGCUAUAUCGUGGUGUCGAGAGCGUCGGACAAUGAACGUGAGUCGGACCGAUCUAUCAGUCGACCAAGUGACUCGGACCGGCCGUCGAUCGCGAGUACCCGCUUGAAUACGCGAGUACCCGGGAGCAGAAGGGAACAACAAGCGGGUCGUGGCACAAAAUGUGGCAGUGGAUCGUGGGACUAGCCUCGAAAAUAAGUAUCCGUUAGCGAGAGUGGUGCGCGGUUUUUUGUCGGUUAUGUCAGUGCGCGUCAAGUCAAAAUGGCAGCCACGUUAACCGUCGAGCAGGAACAGGCCACGAAAGAGUUUAUAGAGGCAGUGAACAAGUGCCGGGCAGGCAGGAGGGCCGGUCCAGUGUCCUGGAGCACGGCAGUGAAGUUCUUAACGGCUAGGAAGUUCGAGGUGGCCAGGGCCUUAGCUCUCUACGAGCAGCACGAAGCCACCAGGAGGAGAGAGGGUCUGGCUCUUCUGCAUCCCACUCAGGAACCGUUGCUCAGCGAAUUACGCACAGGAAAAUUUACAGUCCUGCCUUCCAGGGACGGCACAGGGGCGGCCAUAGCGAUCUUCACGGCGCAUCUGCACCUUCCCCAGAACACCACGCACCAGACAACCCUGCAAGGCGUUGUGUAUCAAUUGGACGCGGCACUCGAGAGCGCCGAGACCCAGAAGCAUGGGCUGGUCUUCAUCUACGACAUGUCCGACAGCAAGUACCAGAACUUCGACUACGACCUCUCGCAGAAGAUCCUCACCCUGUUGAAGGGCGGCUACCCGGCGAAGCUGAAGAAGGUGUUAAUCGUGACCGCGCCGCUCUGGUUCAAGGCGCCGUUCAAGAUCCUGCGGCUGUUCGUCCGCGAGAAACUGCGGGACAGAGUGUUCACCGUAUCGAUUCCCCAAUUGACGUUACACAUCCCACGGGAAUCAUUACCGCACCGGUUGGGGGGCACCUUGGAGGUACAGCAUGAGGCAUGGUUGCUCCACUGUCUUAAAUCCAUGACAAACAGAGGCGGGGGUGAACUUUGCGAGGUUACCCCCAGAGUGGGUAGUCCUCUUUCGCCCACAUCGAAAAACCACACGGCCGCCCAGAACCCGAAUGGCACCACGGUCAGUAGCUCGACUAGUCCUAUAAUCGAUAAGAGCAAGGUGAAAAAUGGUAUCUCGAAUAUCGGGGACAUCGAGAUCACGAAUGGUGACGUCUGGAUGGGAACCGAUGAGGCGCCGUCACCAGUGCAACCGCCGUCCUCAGCCAGUUCAGGGUUCAGCGAUGACGACAGCCUCCACGGGGACCUGGGGCUUCAGGCAGUCAGCAUGGAGCAGCUCAUCGAGGACAUCCAUUCGAGGGGGCGCGCCGGCUUGAUAGCGGAGUACGCGGAGAUCAAGCAGAGACUGCCGGAGGGCUCGUUCAACAACGCCAAACUGAGACCAAACCAAUCGAAGAACCGGUACACCGACGUGCUCUGCUACGACCACAGUAGGGUAUGCCUGUCCCAGAUAGACGGGGACGCCACCUCCGAUUACAUAAACGCGAACUUCGUCGACGGCUACAAGCAGAAGAAUGCGUUCAUCAGCACGCAGGGUCCCCUGCCGAAGACCUGCGGCGAUUUCUGGAGGAUGAUCUGGGAACAGCAGACGCUCGUCGUUGUUAUGACCACUAGAGUGGUGGAACGGGGACGUACGAAGUGCGCACAGUAUUGGGGCCCGGAGCCCGGCGACGAGGUACAAGCAGGUGGUUUCACGGUGACCACGCUGGAAGUCGACACCAAUCCCGAUUACACGAUAUCUAUGUUGCUCCUGACAAAUAACAAGACUGAUGAGGCAAGAGAGGUUUGCCAUAUGCUGUACACAGCGUGGCCGGAUUAUGGCGUUCCACAGUCGGCCAGGGCUCUGCUACAGUUUCUAGCCUUAGUAAGACAACAACAAAAUAAAUUACUCGCGUACAGAGGGGACACAUGGGCUGGACAUCCGCGGGGACCUCCCAUAGUCGUCCACUGCAGCGCCGGAAUAGGAAGGACAGGAACGUUUUGCACGUUAGACAUUUGCAUAUCGCGACUAGAGGACACCGGGACCGUGGACAUCCGUGGCACGGUGGAGAAAAUCCGAGCACAGAGGGCCUACAGUAUUCAAAUGCCAGACCAAUACGUCUUCUGCCAUCGUGCUCUGGCAGAGUACGCACUCUCCAGGGGGAUGCUUAGUCCGCAACAUCUCGCUAUGUUACCUCCACCCAUAGAAGAGGAUUCCGACUAGAGGAUAAACGCUCUAUUAUCAUGUACCAGAGAUUGAUGUUCUUCCCGAGUAUGCGUAAUAGUUCUCCUUUACAUAGCCUAUCUCUAGCUUAAAUAACUGAAAGUUAUUUUUUGCUAUCAUCUCCAUCGAUGUAAUAUUUCCGAUUUCUACUACUUACGUUAGGCUACGAAAUACCGAAUCUAUAGGGGGUAUCCCGACAGAGGAAACUAGACUUUUUUUCAAGGCCAAACCCGUGAACCAGGAAUCCUCGACGUUUCUGCGCGCGCGGGAAUAUUUUAAAGAAAAAAGAAGAUCCGUGUGAACGCGACGAGAGAAGGAUAGGGUUAUAGAAACGAUGAACGGGAUUAUUAUUCGGUGUCGAUUAAACGAACGGUGGUGCGCCGUGGACACCGAUGUUAGAGGAAUUAACGUUGGAACGGAGAUGGCCGUCGAUCGGAUACCGCCGAUUCUACCUUUAACCCUCUCAUAUGUAAAUUUUAUUGUACAUUCUGAGAAGUUGUUCGCGAAUUUUAUUAGAGACGCUCCGAGAAAUGCCUCACCUUGUAAACAUUCCAUUGAAGUAAACGAAAGAAGAGAAAACACAAGUACUAUGUCAAUUAAAUGAAAAUAUAUACAUAUUUAUAUAUAUACACGCACACAUAUAUAUAAAUAUAAUAUAUAGAACGGGCACCAGUUGUCCCUUGUUUCAUAGAUUCUCAACCGAUGCCUCCGAUUAAUCUCUCUGUUGACGCGUUGAUACGUUAACGAUUCGAACGAUUGCCGAAGAGGAUUGCGCAUCGAACCGCCCACCAGCGGGAACGGGUUUGAAAAUUAGCGUCGCUUCCGUUCUAGAACCGUGCAAAGCUUUGUUACGUGCCUGUGGCGGUGCGCACAGCGUACGCACACUAUUCAUUCUGGACACGGUCGAUCUGCAUUCUCGAUUAACGACGCUCAGCUGCAUUUUAUUUGUCGAGUCGACACGAACACUGUGACGACUCGACGAUUAUUCUCGUUGCAACGUCCCGUUCGCUGUUCGCUGUGAAAACCGCGGGGCCGCGUUCUUCUAACGAAAUAUCCCAUUCGUUAAUUUACGAAUCGAAAAAUCGACUGAAAUUUCGGUGAACUCGACGCCUCUUAAAAGCCUCUUCGAAGCGUCCAACAGUGGGAUAUUUUUUGGAAAAUACUCGACUCGCGGUUGAUAGCGAGGAAAACGCGACGCGCGCCCUAAGAUGGUUCCAAAAUGGCCGGCUCCGCGCUCCCGGGCCACGGCCGACCCCGAAUUUACGCCAAGUACAAAGCUCGUAACGAUAGAUUGUUAUAGAAUCUUUAUAUGAGAGGGUUAAAGACCGGCGAGCCUCAUUCGAGACGAUCGAUUUUGAGCCGAAGCUCGACCAUUUCUAAGACGAAAUUCGUAGGAGAUACACACCGCUGUUACGAGAGGUUUUGAGGUAUUUAAAACGUGAGAGAGAGAAAGAGAGAGAAUGUGAUGUUUUAUCGGUGUCCAAAAUGGGAUAGUCGCAUGUGUUUCUGAGAAUACCUUUAAUAUUAUCAUUAUUAUUAAUUAUUAUUACUAUAAACGUGUUACGACGUACGGCCUUCGUCGUGCGGAAAAUAAAUAAUAACCGACACGAUCGUGUUGAUAGACAGUUUUUUGGGUGACCAAAGAUUAUCUCCUAAAAACCAUCUCAGAACAAUUGUGGUAGAAGUAAAGCUCGAACGCGCGGAGGCUAAAUUUCGCUGACGAGGGAUGUUGCAACGGCGGCCAUCGAGCUCGCCUAAACUUUCACGUUGUCACACCGAAAGAAUGCAAGCCGGUCCUCACUGUGUAUUCUCAAAUCGUAUGCGAGAGAGCGAGAGAGCGAGAGAGGGAUGAAAGUUUAUAGAAAUCAGUGUGAGGGAUAUUUUCGCAGAUUUAUUUUUGCUGAAAGCUCGCCGAAUGUGGUCCGAUCGAGCUCGAUGGUCGGCCGGUGCUCCUCGCGAAAGAGACAAUUUCGCGGAACGAUUCCUUUCGCAGGGAUUGCCAAUCAGGGAUCAUUAUAGUUAUUAUUACAAGUACGCUCCGUUCGACGAAACGAGGAGAUCGGCGUUAAACGUUUGAACGGCUGAAUCGAUGAGGAAGAUUCAUCGACUAGUUUUACCUCGAGAAUCAAACGGAGAUGCGGCCGCCUCGGCGAGCAAGUUAAUAAAAUUAGGAUUCGCCUGCGAAACGGGAAGUAUUGUAGCGAGCUGUUUCAGUCGACAGAGAUUCUCCAAAUGUGUAACGGUAAUUUCACUCGUGACAACAAUCGAGUCUUUCUACUACGAGGGUAGUUCGAAGUUAACUUGUCUCUCGAGGUGCCGACUGUAGAAGUCGUUCAAAGUUCUUAGCGGAAUGACGUUUGCUGAUUCGAAAGUUUACGUUCUUCCAUGAAAGCCUUCUAAUGUACGCGAGGGAGAGAGAGAAAGAGAGCAAGAGAGAGAGAGAGAGAGAGAAAGAUUAAAAGGGGUGAGAUGUGAUUUCUAAUUUAAGGCUUUUACCGAGUGACCUCCGAUCAGAGAACCACUUGCGUUGACAAUGUAAGGGUUGCACGUGACCCGUGUGCCACCCUUAGCUUCCCGCAACUUAUUUUUCGCUGUGUACGUUCUCGGCGGCUUGACAGCACCUGUCGUUAGCUUUACGGAUGUCACUUAUCGAUCAGUAACCGCUGUUUUACAUGCGAACGGUGCACAGCAAUCGAAACGAAAAUCAGCUCUUCAACUUGAUUGAAAAUACAUUAUAGCAGUAAAAUAGCCUUCCGGUUUGCAAACGUACCGAUAUCUCGCAUCGAACUGCAAUCACCUCGUGCGCAAUUUACGGCUGAUCAAAGUCUCCCGAGAUCGGCGAGGUUCCAUAGAAUCGACGAAAAUUCUCACCGUCGUAAAUCGUUCUCCGCAGCUGUAAAUUCGCAUGAAAGAUCGCAGUUCGCAGAUCGUGGUAACGCAAACAGUUCCGCGAAAAGCAGUGCCCGCACAAAGUUCCGCCGUAGAGCAUUUUAUCGAGCGACUCUCGAGUACCGUAAACUAUCGAAUGAAUGAGUGUUGAAACUGUCCGAUUUCCAGCCACCCAAUGUCUGAUUAUCCGUUUGUUCAAUGUGUGUCGAAUAGUUGUGAAAGAGAGAGAGAGAGAGAGAGAGAGAGAGAAUGAGAGCGAGAGAAAUUUGCGACGCUGGAUCGUUGUUGGGACGACAAUAUGGCGUCGCGACAGUGUUCCCCGCGCCUGUGCGAUCGUAAACGACAACCGAGGCACGAUUAUGUGAUAGCCGAUUAGCAACUUUGAUUCCUUUCGUUUCACCGAUUUGUAAUUCGUCGUUAGGGCCCGCGCGUCUACUUAAUUGUCCCUCGAUUCUAUUCGAUUUGCCAUAAACGACGUUUGAGUCGACGCGAAUUGUUCUCCGCUGGGAACAAUGCAGCGUCGGGCAAAAAAAAAAAAGAAAACGUUUGUCUUCGAUCGAGAAUGAGAUGAAAGAGAUCUGUCAUCGAUCCCGGAACUAAGAAAUUCGUGCUAAUUAAGAACGAUCGUUUAAGUAGUCCACGAUGAAUCUCCAACGAAGUUUCUCGUCAAAAUUUUUCUUGGAAAUCUCCGGCGGCUCCAGCGCGCCGAGGAUAUACAUAUACGUAUUUAAGAAAAUUACAAAACACUUCGACGAAAGUUUCGAAAUCGGGAUGUGCGGGGUAAUUGUUGGUUGGGAGACGGCAAAUGUUUUGCGCGGCGUUGAAAGCUUAUUGCCCGGAAUCCAACGCGUGUAUUUUUCUGUACAGAGUCUGUGUAUAUUGAACGCGCAAGAAAUUUUUAGGCACCGCGUACGACGAACGUCGACGGUGAGCGCUGUUUGUUAGAGAGAUCUUCGAAUUUUAUAUAACGAGAGGCGCUGUUGUAAAACGCUUAGUCAAAGUUAAAUAAGUUCGAACAUUUGUCGACGUACGCACGUUCCUCCUACUCUUGGGUUACCUUACGAAGGGCAUGUUAUCGGUACAAUCACGUUUAUUAUUACUAUUUUAUUACUAUUAUUAUUAUUAUUAUUAAUUAUUAUUAAUUAUUAUUAUUAUUUUGUCUCUAACGUUUGUAAUUAGUUCACGAUGCCCUUUUAUAUUAUCUAUACAAUAUUUAUUAAAACAUUUAUCUGAAAGUA
This is a messenger RNA of Megalopta genalis, 6495 nucleotides long. It is a transcript of the gene Ptpmeg2, whose product is annotated as Protein tyrosine phosphatase Meg2. Gene Ontology annotation, biological process: protein dephosphorylation. Lineage: Eukaryota; Metazoa; Arthropoda; Insecta; Hymenoptera; Halictidae. Gene Ontology annotation, molecular function: protein tyrosine phosphatase activity. The record is from RefSeq and is a predicted model, not a curated record.